Molecule: messenger RNA, 1038 nt
Organism: Neurospora tetrasperma FGSC 2508
Lineage: Eukaryota; Fungi; Ascomycota; Sordariomycetes; Sordariales; Sordariaceae
Exons: 2
Coding region: 1-1038 (345 amino acids)
Molecular function (GO): oxidoreductase activity
Source: RefSeq, a predicted model, not a curated record
AUGACCGCAAAAUACACCAAAGACCAACCCGCUGGGUUCACCAACCGCAUUGAGCGCAUCACCAUCGUCGGUGCCGGUGGCACCAUUGGCUACCCCAUCGCCGAAGAACUCCUCGCCACCGGAAAACAUACCAUAACCGCCAUCACCCGGCCGGGCAGCACCAGCUCUCUGCCUGUAGGUCUCAAGACCAUCGCCGUGUCCUACGAUAGCAACGAUGGCGAAGCCGCUUUAGUCGACGCUCUCCGGGGCCAACAAGUCCUCAUCAUCUGCCUAUGGUCACAGGCCCCUCCUGACACCCACCACAGGCUCGUCGUCGCGGCCGCCAAGGCUGGUGUGCCCUACGUCAUCCCCAACGGGUAUGGCUGGGUGUGGCUCGACGACGACGAGAAGAAACGCAAGGAGUCGAUGCACGGCGAAGUUGUAUACCAGAACCUGAAGGACGUCGAAGCGCAGGGGGCGUCGAGCUGGAUCAGCGUUCAUUGCUCGUUUUGGUAUGACUUCUCGCUUUCGAUGGGUGAGCGCACCUACGGUUUUACGCUGCCUGACAAGAAGGUAACCUUCUUUGACAACGGCGAGAAAAAGAUCUGGACCACCACGACGAGACAGGUGGGAAGAGCUAUCGCGAAGCUCUUCAGUUUGAAGGAGCUACCCGAGGAUGAGAACGACCAAGAUCUCACGGUUGCGAGGUGGAAGAACCGACCGUUGCUUGUCGGGAGCUUCAAUGUCUCGCAGAGGGAUAUGCUGGACUCGGUUCACCGUGUCAUGGGAACCACGGAUGAGGAUUGGACUAUCACAAAGGAAUCUUCUGUGGCGAGGAGGGAGCGGGGAUUGAAACUCAUGGCGACUGAUCCGAGAGAUCAUGAUGGGUUUGUGCUUGCUCUGUAUGCCUCAAUUUUCCUGCCCGAUGAGGUCAGUUGGUUUGGUAAAACGACAUUUGGUGAAGAAGAGGUGGAUAAUCAGUUGUUGGGACUGCCGAAGGAGGAUUUGGAUGAGGCGACCGAACGCGCGGUCGAAAUCGCGGUCAGGAUGAGGCAGUAA